Papilio polytes (common Mormon) is the source of this 649-nucleotide messenger RNA. RefSeq lists its product as uncharacterized. The record is from RefSeq and is a predicted model, not a curated record. NCBI's taxonomy places the organism in Eukaryota, Metazoa, Arthropoda, Insecta, Lepidoptera, Papilionidae. Bases 142 to 612 code for a protein of 156 amino acids. The transcript has 5 exons.
AACGAAAAAUCGAAUCAAAAACCUCACGUCAAACAUGAUACAUCGAAUUUGUUGAACAUCGAAGCGUGAGAACAGUUAUGUAAUAUUUAUUAUUUUACGUUGUUUUGAAAUUAUAAAAAUGGCUAAACAAUUCUCAUCAACAUGCUACAAAUUAUAUCAAUUCCAGACCGUCGAUGUUUAAAGAAAAGUCUCUUAUUAUCACUUCUUACUUCAGCGCAUAUUUUAAACAGUGUUUCCGAAGGCAGGUAUACCAUGGAUGCCUGGGAAAAACCAUUUGUAGGUCGCUCUUUUAGCAUGUCUCAAGCGUCCUGUAAUCAAUACGCGAGCGAAUCUAAAAAAGCCGUCGAAUUUUUUCGAUCCUGGCUGCAAACGCAUGAAGAAGCUCAGAUAAUGGUGGGCAGUGUGCUGAUCGUAUUCGGGCUAUGGUGGCUGGCCCGCACGCUGUUCGCUCUUGUCGUCAACCUACUCUGUCCACUUCUGUUUGUCCUGCUUGCUGUUAUUUGCGUGCCACAGCUUCGAGUAUCUCUCUUGGGUCAUAAUUAUCCAGUAGUUGCGAAUUUGUUGCGAAGUAUUUUACUCAAAAUGGCCGAUAGUCUCAGUACCACUGCCUAGCUUGUUCACGUAAUAAAUUUCAGUUUUUAAAUAUGUU